GAGCAAAGAUAUUACAUUGCGUGAUCGACGGUGCACGCAUCAGUAGCCCGAAGAACGGUAAACGAAAUACACGUGUUGCUUAAAGUUUUUAAUGUGUCCAAGCGAGAACCAUCGAUUUCUGAGAACAAUUUAUCAUUUCUUCACAAUGAUCUUCUAACUAUCAAUUCUUUCUUUUCUUUCUUUUUUUUUCUUCCCCCCCCCCCCGAUUAAUUCUUAUCCGAAUGACAAUUCAAAUAAUUAUUAUCAAAUGUAUCGACACAUUGAAUGUAACAAAAUAUCAGGGUUGCCGUGUAUUUUUACACAAAAUUUUUACGAAAUGUCGAAUCUUGUAAGAAAUAUUAACAUAUUUCAUUCAUAUCGAUAAUAAUAAUAAUAUACAAUAAGAAAAAAGGGUGACUUGUAGAAAAGGAAAGAAUUGUAAGAAAAAUUUGAAUGAAAUAAAAAAGAUCCGAAAGAUGAGAUCGAAUAAUUUAUUAAACGGUAGAAGUUUAUUCAUCUUGAUGAUGAUCGUGUCGGUUUUGUUUGAUCAUUGUGCGAUAGCCAAUGACGAUAAUGAAUCGAUUAUGGUCGCGACGGUGCGCGCGAAAAAAGCGCGAAUGGUGAAGAAACUUAAAAAAGAUUUUAAAAAGUUGAAGAAGCAAGAGGGGGCGAUUAAAUUGAUUGGUAGCGAGAAAGGUGAUUACGAAGGAAAUGUAGAGAUAUUGCACGAGGGUAAAUGGGGCAGUAUUUGCGACGACGAGUGGGAUUACUUGGAGGCCAAUGUGGUUUGCAGACAAUUAGGCUUCGACGGUGCAAUUAAACCAACGACCAACGGUCAUUUCGGACAAGCCAGAAGAAGAUAUUGGAUGGAUAACAUUUAUUGCGAUGGUACCGAAGAAGAACUUUCCAAAUGUCGUUUCGAUGGAUGGGGAAACUCUGAUUGCGAUAGUAACGAAGCUGCCGGUGUUAUAUGUUCUCACGAAGAAGAAAAAUUGUCACCGCCUUCCUCGUUGAAAAAGAAACAAGAAAAGUCAAGGAUCAAGGAUGUGCAUCAGCAAGGCAUGGCUUUACGAUUGACUGGUGGUCGGGGUCAUAACGAGGGUAGACUUGAAAUUAAACUUGGAAUUGCUGAUUGGGGUGUCGUGUGUGGCGACGGCUGGUCCCUAUUCGAAGCAGGGGUGGUCUGUCGUCAACUAGGACUUGGUUACGCCUCCGACGCAACACAAAGCAACUAUUUUGUUGGUGAGACUAUACCCAUGGCUAUUAGUGGUGUACGGUGUCAUGGGGACGAAAAGAAUCUGGCUGAAUGUUUAUACGAUAAAAUUCCUGAUUGUCCUGGUGUGAACGAGAAUGUGGCAGGUGUCGUGUGUUCACGAGAUAUGCCAGAUUUAAUUUUUGAUCAUAUCGAAUUAAUGAGAACGGCAUAUUUGGAGGAUCGUCAGCUUUAUUGGCUACAAUGUGCAAUGGAAGAAAAUUGUGUUGCCUCGAGUGCUUACAAAGUUCAAAAGGAAUCGUAUAAUUGGCAUUUUGAAAGCAGAAGGCUCUUGAGGUUUACCGCAAGGAUCUUGAAUGCAGGAACCGCUGACUUCCGACCAGCCGUGCCUAAACACUUAUGGGAAUGGCACAUGUGUCACAUGCAUUAUCACUCUAUGGAAGUAUUUGCUACAUUUGACAUAAUCGAUUUGAGUGGCAACAAAGUAGCCGAGGGUCACAAAGCAUCCUUUUGUUUGGAGGAUAAUCAGUGUAUUCCAGGAGUCGAACCAAGAUACAAAUGUGCUAAUUACGGUGAUCAAGGAAUCUCCGUUAAUUGUAGCGACAUAUACAAACAUAAUAUUGAUUGUCAGUGGGUGGACAUUUCUGAGUUGGAACCAGGACAAUAUACACUCAAGGUCGCCGUAAACCCGGAGUUUAAGGUCGGCGAAAUGUCAUUCGACAAUAAUGCAGCAAUUUGUCGUUUGCUUUAUACAGAAACCUUCGCAACUGUACACAGUUGCGUCAUGGGAAGACCUUGAUAUGAUUCUAACGAGUUCAAAUAAUUAUCAUUUAUUUGGAUUUUGGAUAGAACAUAGGAAAUUAUUCAUAAAAUUACUUAAACAAUGUUUUUUUCUUGUUCUCGUACACUCGCAUCUUCUUUAUAUUCUUUCUUUAUGAUUAUAGUAUAAAACAUCUUCUCUUCUUUAAUACUAUAAUCGUAGAUGAUAUUACUUGGAUUUAAAACAAAAAAAAAAAAAUGAAAUCCUAACGAUACACUUUUAAUCAUUGUAAGAAUAAAUCUAUAUAAAAUAGGACGUUAUCGCAUGGCAAACGAUCGAUCAGGUAACGUUGUUAUUCUCUCACUCUUUUUUUCUCAUAUACACACUUUAUUUAUCUAUGUCUAUCUUUCUCUCUCCCUCUCUCUCUCUCUCUCUCUCUCUCUAGCCAACUCUUUUUCUUUAUUCCUUGCACUCCGAUAAUCGGUAUACACGAUGCAUAAAGUGAACGCUAUUUUAGACUAUUAUAGGUAGCUGACGUAAAGACAUUCUUUAUUCCUCCUUAUAGUAUAUACAAUAGACUAACUAACUAAGUGAACAUUAUGAUUCGAUCAUGUGAUGCAUUUACACUGAUUACAUAUUCCUUUUUAAUUCCUUUUUACGUUUUUUUCCUUUUUUGUUUAUUAUAAUCGUUUAAUUUUUGUGAAAAUGUUUUAUGUGUUAUCUAUUGUCAGAAUGAUUCACAUAAUCCUUGAUAUAAAUGAUUGAAAAGAGAGAGAGAGAAAGAGAGAACUGGAAAGGAAGAGAAACAGACAGAGAAUGAUUUCAUUGUGGUUUCAUUUACAAAUUUACAACACGGCAUUGAAAUUGCAUUUUAACUAGGUUUUGUCAUUUCGAGGACGAACGAUCGAUCGAUCAGUUGUCUAUGAUCGAUGUAUCCUUGCAGGAAAUUAAAUGAGAGAGAAUGCGAGAGAGAGAGAAUAUGGUUCGUUAUAAUGAACAAUUGUUAUAUAACAAAUAAUAAUUAUUUAACAAGGAAGUAUAUGAUUUAUGAUCGAUAUAAUGAUACUAUAGAGAAAAUCAUAUUUUUUUUGGAUAUGAUAAUAACAUUGUAAGUAAAAGUAUUAUUUACAAAUGAAUAUUGCAAUUUUUUCUUAU
Messenger RNA from Polistes canadensis, 3107 nucleotides. It is a transcript of the gene Loxl2, whose product is annotated as lysyl oxidase homolog 2. Gene Ontology annotation, molecular function: protein-lysine 6-oxidase activity; copper ion binding. The record is from RefSeq and is a predicted model, not a curated record. Gene Ontology annotation, biological process: peptidyl-lysine oxidation. The transcript is spliced from 8 exons. The coding region runs from base 456 to 1991 and encodes 511 amino acids. Lineage: Eukaryota; Metazoa; Arthropoda; Insecta; Hymenoptera; Vespidae. Gene Ontology annotation, cellular component: membrane.